This is a messenger RNA of Rotaria sp. Silwood1, 579 nucleotides long. The record is from the annotation of a GenBank genome assembly. NCBI's taxonomy places the organism in Eukaryota, Metazoa, Rotifera, Eurotatoria, Philodinida, Philodinidae.
AUGCGAUUAAUCUUAAUAAUGAUGCUUGUACCAGCACUAAUCAGUGCUCAACGUAAUGGAGGGGAGGGUGGUCAGCGAGGACAUGGUCAACCGAAUAAUGAUCGAAAUGGAGGCUUGGGUGUUGGUCAUAGAAGAUCUCGAUGUGACGAUUUGAUUGAUCAAACGUUUCAAAUUAAAAUAGACUUUACCAAUGCCUCUGUCUACGAAUUACUUCUAUUUAAUGAAGGUGGCACAGUUGAUAUAAUUGACAAUACACAAGAAGUUGUCGCUAUAGCAUCGGGAUUCCCAAGUCAAGGAUUCACAUCUGGACUUGGAAGAUGGAUAUGUGUUGGAAGAAAUCGAAUUGAAAUCCGCUCUGCUGGUUAUAAUUAUGCCAAUGCCGGCAGUAAUGCUCCAAGCACACUAUUCUUCAAUAAGUAUUUUUUAGACUUCGAUGAUCAUUGGGAACAUGUGCACGGAAUAACGAAAGCCGCCAAUUAUCUACUCGGUGCUUAUCCACUGGAUCGCAACGCACAGCCAAUACCUAGUCAAGUAACUCAAUCAACCAAUCUUGAAGGUCGGCGAUUUCGGUAUUUUUAG